This is a messenger RNA of Talaromyces amestolkiae, 789 nucleotides long. RefSeq lists its product as uncharacterized. The transcript has a single exon. Bases 1 to 789 code for a protein of 262 amino acids. The record is from RefSeq and is a predicted model, not a curated record. Lineage: Eukaryota; Fungi; Ascomycota; Eurotiomycetes; Eurotiales; Trichocomaceae.
AUGCCACCGAUCCGCACAUUCAAAUCGGCGCCUAUCAAUUCCCAUUCAGCAGCUAAUACACCUACACCAACGAGCGAAACUCAAGAACAAAAACAACAACACGACAAUGAUGUCGGCUCUGGAGAGACGAUUGGAAAUGAAGGAGCCCCGGCAUGGACACCAGCGACACCAACCGCAGCGGCAAGUAUAGGAGACACCAGGUACCCAGCAGCCAGACCAGGUGCGCCUGCAAUGCCAGCGCCGACAUCUAGUACUUCAGUGAACACAUACACACCUACUAGAACAUACCCAACCUCAACCUUGAACUCAGCAGAUCAAACCUCAUCGCCCCCAGCUCCGCAACCAGGAUCCCGCCCUGUGCCGCCUACAUCAUCAUCAUCAUCAUCGUUAUCUCCCUCCCCAAACAGAGCAACAGCGACAGGAGCGGUACCACCACCCCCCAAAGUCGGCGAAAAGGUCCAACCAGCAUCAUACUACACCCCCUCUCCCCUCCAACAGCAGCAUCAACAGAUCAUCCCGAACUCCACCUCAACGCCGUACUUAUCCACGUACCAACCUCCUAGCUCCUACACGUCCACGUAUGUAGCUGGAUCCGCGUCUGGAUUGCCACUAUCACAGCCCGAGCAGUCAAAUAGUACUUCUGCAAGUAGUAUAUUUGACGGUGCGCUCGGAGAAGGAACGACAGGGCAGGAUAUAUUGAAUACGGCGAGGUCGUGGAUGGCGUCAGCGGGCAAUAAGUUGGCGGAGGCGGAGGAGGAGGUUUGGAAGAUGGUGAAUAAGAAGUCUUGA